Molecule: messenger RNA, 1107 nt
Organism: Aspergillus udagawae
Lineage: Eukaryota; Fungi; Ascomycota; Eurotiomycetes; Eurotiales; Aspergillaceae
Product: pyridoxal phosphate-dependent aminotransferase
Exons: 1
Coding region: 1-1107 (368 amino acids)
Biological process (GO): biosynthetic process
Molecular function (GO): pyridoxal phosphate binding
Source: RefSeq, a predicted model, not a curated record
AUGAAGUAUACACGAAUGCCGAUCGAGAUUGAGUCACCGGAGGAGUAUGGUUAUGAAAGGAUCAAAUACAACCUCUCUGAGAGCUCGAUCGCCGACCAGACAUUGCAGUCUCUGGAUCUGCAAAUCCCGAACAUCAAACUCAUGUAUAAUGAGCACCAAGGUGACGCCAAGCUUCGUGAGCUGAUUGCUUCCGACGCUGGCGUAAGUCGAGAUAACGUUCUCAUUACCAACGGCGCUGCGGGGGCCCUUUUCAUCAUCGCCACCUCUCAGCUAUCAAGUAACGAUCACAUUGUUGUCGUUCGGCCAAACUACGCCACAAAUCUUGAGACACCGAGAGCAAUCGGCUGCCAGAUCAGCUUCGUUGAUCUUUCUUUUGAUUCUGGGUUUCAACCUGAUAUCGCUUUUCUCGAAUCUUGUAUCACACCCAAGACUAAGAUUGUCUCUAUUACAGUUCCCCACAACCCGACGGGUACUGUUAUUUCUGAACAGACAUUGAAUCAGCUUGUGGCUAUCACCAAGCGAAAGAACUGUUUGCUACUCGUGGAUGAGACAUACCGCGAUGUCCACUACGGCGUGCAACUUCCCGUCGCUGCAUCACUCGGUGAUCAUGUUCUUAGCGUGUGCUCGUUGUCUAAGUCAUACGGUACACCUGGAAUCAGACUUGGAUGGGUCAUCACGCAGGACAAAAAGUUGCAGGAAACGUUCCUUGCGGCUAAGGAACAAAUCAGUAUCAGCGGGAGCGUGAUCAACGAAUGGAUUGCCAGCGAACUGUUAUCGCGCAAAGAGUCACUACUGCGGUCGACGAAUGCGGAGAUGAAAAUCAGGGUUGAAAUGGUUAGGUCCUGGAUUGAGAAAGAAGAGUUUCUUGAGUGGAUUGAGCCAGCUGGCGGCGUUGUGUGUUUCCCUCGGAUCAAAAAGGAACCUAUUGGCGGCAUAGAUGCUUUCUACAACAGGCUGCUGACAAAAUAUCACGCCUACGUUGGCCCUGGGCAUUGGUUCGAAAUGCCUGACACCUUUUUCCGCCUAGGCUUUGGUUGGCCAACCAGAGAGGAACUUCUCGGGGGUAUGGAAGCUAUUUCCAAGGCGUUGAGGGAUGGUGGUGCUUGA